AUGGUAGCUGCUCUCACGGCCCUCCGCUUCGGCGGUAGACAACUUGCUGCCCGCCAGACCCAGGCCGCCGUGCUGCUACGAGCAACUCCUCGCCAGCUGUCGCCGCUGACUGCCUGUCGCCAAUGCCUCCGUUCCGCAGCCUCUCACCCCUACCGCGGUACGGCCGCGUACCGCAACGUCCACUCCAGCGCUGCCGCCGGGGGUGUGACUGAUAUCCAACAGCCGCUGGACAGCUUCCCCCGCCGACACAUUGGACCCUCGCAGUCGUCCGCUGAGGAGAUGCUGAGUGUGUUGGACCCUCCUGCAAAGACCCUCGACGAGUUCGUGCAUCAGGUGCUGCCGGCAGACAUCCUCUCGGCUAAAGAGCUCGGGCUAGCGGAUCCCAAGCAGACCACCACCAAGUUGCCGCGGGACGGCCAGCAUGGCGGCCUGGGCGAGUCGGACAUGAUCAAGCUGUUUGAGGCGUACAAGAAGGACAUCAAUACUACCGGCCGGUCACACAUUGGCUGCGGAUACUAUGGUACCAUCGUGCCCCCGGUCAUCCAGCGAAACGUCCUCGAGAACCCCAUCUGGUACACCAGCUACACUCCUUACCAGCCCGAGAUCAGUCAAGGCCGUCUCGAGUCUCUCCUCAACUUCCAGACCCUUACCUCUGACCUGACCGGUCUGCCCGUUGCCAAUGCCUCCGUUCUCGACGAAGCUACCGCUGCCGCAGAGGCCAUGACCAUGUCUUGGGCCGCCCUCCCAGCUAAUAAACAGAAGCAGGCCGGCAAGGCCUUUGUUGCCUCCCACCUAUGCCACCCCCAGACCCUUGCUGUAAUGAGGUCUCGUGCUCAGGGAUUCGGUAUCAACCUGAUUGUCGGUGAUAUCAUGGCUGACGACUUCAAGCUCGUCAAGGACCAGGGUGACAAGCUUAUCGGUGUUCUCGCUCAAUACCCCGAUACCGAGGGUGGUAUCUACGACUUCCAGGCUCUUGGAAACCAGAUUCACGAGCAGGGUGCUAUGUUCAGUGUUGCAACCGACUUGCUUGCUUUGACUGUCCUUAAGGCUCCCGGAGAGUUUGGUGCUGAUAUUGCCUUCGGUAACUCCCAGCGCUUCGGUGUCCCCAUGGGCUUCGGCGGUCCCCAGGCUGCCUUCUUUGCUUGCACCGAGAAACACAAGCGAAAGAUCCCUGGCCGUAUAGUCGGUGUCUCCAAGGACAGACUUGGAAACCGUGCCUUGCGUCUUGCCCUGCAGACCCGUGAACAGCAUAUUCGUCGCGAGAAAGCUACCAGCAACAUCUGCACUGCUCAGGCACUUCUCGCAAACAUGUCGGCCUUCUACGCAGUGUACCACGGCCCCAAGGGCCUCAAGGCCAUCGCCGAGCGUACCAUGUCUCUCACUGCUCUGCUGAAGGCCAAGCUGAUUGCUCUUGGCUUCAACGUCCCCACCAGGGGUAACGCUGGAGGUGAAGGUGUCGCUUUUGAUACCCUUGUCAUUGAAACUAGCUCUCAGGCUGAAGCCGACUCCCUCAUGGAGGCUGCCCUCGCCUCUUCUCUCUACCUCAGACGUGUCGGUUCGUCCAAGGUUGGCGUCUCCCUUGACGAGACCAUGGGAUUGAAUGAUGUCGAGAAGCUGCUUUCGGUAUUUGUCAAGUUCUCCCCAUACAAGGGCGCUGAAGCCAUCGACCUAUCCAAGGAUGUUCAGCCAGUUGAGAUCCCAGAGUCUGUCAAGCGAACCUCUUCUUAUCUCACCCACCCAGUCUUCAACAGCCACCACUCCGAAACCGAGAUGCUUAGAUACAUCCAGCACCUCGGAUCCAAGGAUCUCUCCCUCGCUCACUCCAUGAUCUCUCUUGGCUCUUGCACGAUGAAACUCAACGCUACCACCGAGAUGUUGCCUAUCACCUGGCCAGAGUUCUCAUCCGUCCAUCCUUUCACUCCAACCCCCGCCGUCAAGGGCUACAUCGACAUGAUCGAGGAUCUCGAGAAGCAAUUAGCCAACAUCACCGGUAUGGCUGAAGUUACCAUCCAGCCCAACUCUGGCGCCCAGGGUGAAUUCGCUGGACUGAAGGCCAUCAAGAAAUACCACGACAGCAACGGCGAGCCUGGAAAGCGUAACAUCUGCUUGAUCCCUGUUUCUGCCCACGGAACUAACCCGGCCAGUGCUGCCAUGGCCGGUAUGCGUGUCGUCCCUGUCAAGUGUGACACUGCAACCGGUAACCUCGACGUUGCUGACCUCCGUGCCAAGUGCGAGAAGCACAAGGAAGAGCUCGGUGCCAUCAUGAUCACGUACCCAAGCACAUACGGUGUGUUCGAGCCAAGUAUCAAGGAGGUCUGCCAGGUUGUCCACCAGUAUGGUGGCCAAGUGUACAUGGACGGCGCCAACAUGAACGCCCAGAUUGGCCUUUGCUCGCCUGGCGAAAUCGGCGCCGAUGUCUGCCAUCUCAACCUCCACAAGACCUUCUGUAUCCCCCACGGUGGCGGUGGUCCUGGUGUUGGCCCCAUCGGUGUUGCAGAGCAUCUCCGCCCCUUCCUCCCUUCACACCCUCUCAACGACCACUUGCUCGCCAAACGCCCUGCAUCCGUGGAUUCUCCGCCCAUCAGCGCCGCACCUUUCGGUAGUGCAAGCAUCCUCCCCAUCACCUUCGCAUACAUCAACAUGAUGGGAGCCAGGGGUCUCACCCACGCAACUAAGAUCACUCUGCUUAAUGCCAACUACAUUCUCUCCAGACUGAAGCCUCAUUUCCCUAUCCUGUAUACGAACGCCAACGGCCGAUGCGCUCACGAGUUCAUCCUCGACGUACGCCAGUUCAAGGCCUCCGCGGGAAUUGAAGCCAUUGACAUUGCCAAGCGAUUGCAAGACUAUGGCUUCCACUCGCCAACCAUGUCGUUCCCUGUCGCUAACACUCUCAUGAUUGAACCCACUGAAUCUGAGAGCAAGGCUGAGCUGGACCGGUUCUGCGAUGCCCUUAUCUCCAUCCGUGGAGAGAUCGCUGCCAUCGAGCGAGGUGAACAGCCAAAGGAGAAGAACGUUCUCAAACUCGCUCCCCACACCCAGCGAGAUCUGCUCACUGCCGAGUGGGACCGCCCAUACACUAGAGAGACCGCUGCAUAUCCUCUCCCUUGGCUGCUAGAGAAGAAAUUCUGGCCUACUGUCGCUAGGGUAGACGAUGGUAAGUUUACACCUUUAUGGUAA
This is a messenger RNA of Trichophyton benhamiae CBS 112371, 3177 nucleotides long. RefSeq lists its product as uncharacterized. NCBI's taxonomy places the organism in Eukaryota, Fungi, Ascomycota, Eurotiomycetes, Onygenales, Arthrodermataceae. Gene Ontology annotation, cellular component: mitochondrion; glycine cleavage complex. The coding region runs from base 1 to 3177 and encodes 1058 amino acids. The record is from RefSeq and is a predicted model, not a curated record. The transcript has a single exon. Gene Ontology annotation, biological process: glycine decarboxylation via glycine cleavage system. Gene Ontology annotation, molecular function: pyridoxal phosphate binding; glycine dehydrogenase (decarboxylating) activity; glycine binding.